Messenger RNA from Mugil cephalus (flathead mullet), 1284 nucleotides. Its product is annotated as E3 ubiquitin-protein ligase TRIM21-like. Bases 1 to 1284 code for a protein of 427 amino acids. The transcript has a single exon. The record is from RefSeq and is a predicted model, not a curated record. Lineage: Eukaryota; Metazoa; Chordata; Actinopteri; Mugiliformes; Mugilidae. Gene Ontology annotation, molecular function: protein binding.
AUGUCUGCUGCCAGCUGUCUACUAUAUGAAGAUCAGUUUCGUUGUUCCAUCUGUCUGGAUGUGUUCACUGAUCCAGUCAGCACACCUUGUGGACACAACUUCUGCAAAACCUGCAUCACUCAGCACUGGGAUGAAAAUGACCAAUGCAAGUGUCCCCUGUGUACGGAGAUAUUCUACUCUAGACCGAGGCUGAGGAUCAACACUUUCAUCCGUGAAAUGGUUGCUCAGUUCAAACAUGAAGCUCAACACGGAAUGAAGACAGAGGAUGAAAUUCAGCAGAUGAUCCAGAAGAGACGACUGAAGAUUGAGGAGGUUAAAGAGUCAGUGAAGAUGAGUAAAGUUGCUGCAGACAGAGAGAAAGCAGAAGGUGUUCAGGUCUUCACUGCUCUGAAGGAGUCUGUUGAGAGAGGCCUGGACCAGCUCAUAAAGGAGAUUGAAGACAAACAGAAAGCAACAGAGAAACAGGCUGAAGGUUUCAUCAAAGAUCUGGAACAGGAAGUCUCUGAGCUGAUGAAGAGGAGCUCUGAGGUAAAGCAUCUCUCACACUCUGAAGACCACCUCCACCUCCUCCAAAGCUUCUCCUCCCUGAAAGCUGCUCCACCCACCAAGGACUGGACAGAGGUCAGCGUCCGUCCACCAUCAUAUGAGGGGACUGUGGUGAGAGCUGUGACUCAGCUGGAGGAGACACUCAGUAAAGACAUGAAGAAACUGCUUGAGGCUGAGCUGAAGAGGGUCCAGCAGUAUGCAGUGGAUGUGACUCUAGAUCCUGAUACAGCACAUCCUCACCUCAUCCUGUCUGAUGAUAAAAAACAAGUUCAUGACAGUGAUGUAUGGAAGAAUCUUCCAGACAACCCAGAGAGAUUUUCGAGAUGUGUUAAUGUUUUAGGAAAACAGAGUUUCUCUUCAGGUAGAUUCUACUUUCAGGUUCAAGUUGAAGGAAAGAGUGACUGGGAUCUUGGAGUGGCCAGAGAAUCAAUCAGCAGGAAGGGAAGUAUCAAAGCGAGUCCUCUGAGUGGUUAUUGGACUUUAAGCUUCAUGUAUGGUAAUGAGUAUACAGCCAAUGUUGAACCUCCAGUGCGUCUCUCUCUUCGUUCUCGUCUUGAGAAGGUGGGGGUGUUUGUGGAUUAUGAGGAGGGUCUGGUCUCCUUUCAUGACGUAGAUACUGCAGCUCUUAUCUACUCCUUUACUGGCUGCUCCUUCAAUGACAAACUUUACCCAUUCUUCUGUCCUGAGUUGAAUGAUGGUGGUAAAAACUCUGCACCUCUGAUCAUCUGUCCCAUUUAA